Chinchilla lanigera (long-tailed chinchilla) is the source of this 1873-nucleotide messenger RNA. RefSeq names its product leucine-rich repeat-containing protein 37A2-like. NCBI's taxonomy places the organism in Eukaryota, Metazoa, Chordata, Mammalia, Rodentia, Chinchillidae. The record is from RefSeq and is a predicted model, not a curated record.
GUGCCAUUCCAGAAGGGAUAUGGAAAACAUACCGCUGGGCUCAGAAACUAAAUCUCAGUGAAAAUUACAUCACUGAACUACAUAAGGAUUCCUUUGAAGGCCUGCUGUCCCUCCAGUAUUUAGAUUUAUCCUAUAAUAAAAUACGGUCUAUCGAAAGACGUACAUUUGAAGCACUACCUUUUCUGAAGGUCAUAAAUCUUCGUUACAAUUUACUCACAGACCUGAGCUUUGGACCAUUUCAAGCGUGGCAUGGAAUGCAGUUUUUACAGCAAGUUUACCGAGCCAUAUGGUCUGCUGUCUCUGCCACUUUAAAGAUGAUAUUGAGGUUGCCUGCAAGACAGUCAAGCUGCUGUGUGACAGCGCAUGUCUGACCAAUGACACGCUGAAGCACCGGGAAGCAGCCUGGCCGCAGUUCGGCACGGAAGGAAAAGGCUUCAGAGAGUGAAGAAGGUCCUUCAGGUAAACAAGAGAAAUGCUCUUUCUUCUUCUGAAGCCAGCAUUUUGGUUUUAGAACAUGCAAAUGCCAGAGUUAAAACCAUGGUGGACACUAAGAGAAUCUUCCAUUCUGGAAAAGUUCACCGCUUUCUCACUACACACUCUCUCAUGGCCCACAGACCACACGAGGCCAAGCAGAGUGAAAAGCUGAGACAGGAAUACACACACAGGAGACACUUGCGUGCAAAGAGGCCUCCAUUCCCACCAGUGACGAGGUUUGUUGGUUCCCCUUCAGAACGGUUCCUCUCAUCUUCAGGAGACCUGAGUUUUCAGGAGAAUCUUGUCGCUGAAUUAUAUGCUCCUUCAGAACCUUCAUUAGCACGAAAUCCUAUAGAAAACCCCAUGAAAGGAGAUGAUUUUCAAGGAGCAGAAUUGGCAGUAAACACUCGUGUGCCUGAAAAAACUCUCUCUGAAAACACAAUUGAUAAGAAUCCUUCCGCUGCAGGCCCUGCUGUGACUGCAUUCAACCUAAUGUCAGCUGUGAACCCAACCCGGGAGGCAGAAUGGGAGCACCCCAACACAGGCACCGACUCACCCCCCAACGACUUCACCUCCCUGUCACUGUCAUCCCCAGGUGAUCAGCUUGAAACUGACCUAAACCAGCAACUCUGGCCCCUCAUCCCCAACAGUGACUUGAGAAGUCUGGUUGCUCAUGUCAUCAGGAGUUUAAGAACGGACUGCUCUGAGACCCACGUGCAAGAGGCGUGUGCCAAGCUCAUCUCCAUGACAGGGCUCCUGAUAAAGCGGCUCAGUGAGCAGCAAAAAGUCAGUGUGUCCAAGGCCCAGUGGGAUGCAGAGCCCGGGGAAAGUGAGAACUAUACCAAUAAGAGCACAGCAGAGAAGGGUGAAGGGAAAGGUGAAGAGAAGCAGCAGGAGUCAAGAGAGCUCCCAAAAUUUCUAACACCUAACUACCACAAACUGAUCUUGCCGUUAUCUGUGAUGGGAGGAGUCGUAGUAUUUUGGAUGAUAAUUUUCUGGCUGAUUGAGAUUUGUCCUCACAGAAGAGAAGGUGGAGAGUCCUCAAGGGACUUUUCCCGACAUUGGCAUGGGAGAUGCACAACGGAGCAUGAAAAGGAGGAGGCCGUCCCCCAGUUUGGUCGGCCGCUCUGGCUCAGGGAUAUGUACAGACCCAUGAGUGCCUCACGCAUGAGAGGAGCGCCAGCCAAGCUACAAGAUGAAUCCCCAGAUGAGGCGAUUUUAAAGAUAAAUGCAGGGGAGCUCCGAGAAGUUGUCGUAGAGGCGGCGCCCACAGAGUCCACUGCUGAGGGUGAGGCAGGUGGGGCACCGGAAGAAGUCGUCACUGAAUGAGGCCAUCCUGCUUCAGCAGCACUUGUAAAUACUUACUUUUGUGUAUUAAAAUUCCUAAAAUUCAUAACCA